GUCACUAGGGGCCUAAAUAAUAAACCAUUUCUCAUUUGACAGUCAUAAAGAGAUCCUCCAAUUAGGGUUUCUGAUUUGCUGUUUCAAUGGGGAAGGGAACAGGGAGUUUCGGCAAGAGGAGGAACAAGACCCACACGCUCUGUGUGAGGUGUGGCCGUCGCAGCUUUCACCUUCAGAAGAGUCGGUGUGCUGCGUGUGCCUUCCCCGCUGCGCGCACCAGAAAGUACAACUGGAGCGUUAAGGCCAUUAGGAGAAAGACUACCGGAACCGGAAGGAUGAGGUACCUGCGUCACGUGCCUCGCAGAUUCAAGAGCGGCUUUAGAGAGGGUACCGAGGCAGCACCAAGGAAGAGGGGGGCGGCUUCCACUACCUGAGCUUUGAAAGGAAGCAAUUUUUCUGGGUUAGUGAAAUUAUAGGAGUUGAGCGUUUUGUGCUAUUUUUAAAGAACAUUUUUUGUUUCUGUCAUCUCAAUUUCAUUUAAUAUGUAAUGGAUUUUUGUUUUAUUUUUAUUCCGGCACUUGAUGGAUUUGAUAGCCCUGUGUUCACUUAAUCAAUAUUGAUAACACUUUGAGAGAUAACCCCUUAAGAAAUUUCAUGAAUUUAAUUUUAA
Molecule: messenger RNA, 610 nt
Organism: Vigna unguiculata (cowpea)
Lineage: Eukaryota; Viridiplantae; Streptophyta; Magnoliopsida; Fabales; Fabaceae
Product: large ribosomal subunit protein eL37x-like
Biological process (GO): translation
Cellular component (GO): cytosolic large ribosomal subunit; ribosome
Molecular function (GO): structural constituent of ribosome; RNA binding
Source: RefSeq, a predicted model, not a curated record